AUGUUCCUGUUAUUUUUUUUUCUAUGCCAAAGUAUAUUAAGUACAGAAGGCUUCUGUAUUAUGAAAGAUUUACUUACAGAAGACGUGUGCAGUGCGCAAGUGGAAUGUACAACAACUACAGAAAAUUUAAACGAAAUGAGAAAUGAAUGGACUUGUAUAAGACGAUUGCGACCAAAUUAUAAUUACUAUUAUCGUAAUGACAGAUAUCAGUAUUUGACUAACUACAAGUUUAUUUUAAAUGUCAAAGAUGUAGAUAUAAAUGUAUCAGAAGAUCCCUUAUUCGGAACAGAUGAUAGCUCGAAUAAUAUUGUAAAAUUAACUGUAAGUAAUGGUAAUCUUGUUUCAAUGCCAAUACAAAUCUAUAAUUUUGGAAAGUUGAACGAAUUAAAUGUAGUCCAUAACAACCUAGAAAGCAUUAAUUUAAUUAAAUUAUCAAAUAUAUUUACAUUAGAAAUAUUGAAUGUUUCAUAUAAUUCGAUAUCGCUUAUUGAAAUAGACUCUUUUGGAAUAGAAACAUCAACAAGUAUGAGCUCAAUAGUUUCAAUAGAUUUAAGUCAUAACUCAUUGGAAUAUGUUCCGGAUAAUUGUUUCGUAAGAUUUAGUCGUCUCAAAUAUCUAGACUUAUCUCACAAUAAGCUUUUGGGUUUUGACAUACUAACAUUUGAAGGAAUGACAAAUUUAGAGACUUUCUUCCUUUCAAAUAAUAAAUUAACAGAAAUUGGACAAAACUUCGCUAGAUUUAUAAAUUUAAAACACUUUACCUUAAAUAACAACUUCUUAACAACACUAACAGAACAAGAAUUGAGAAAAUUAAAUGAUUUAGAAUGUUUAGAUCUUAGUUCAAAUCGUAUAAAAAAUAUUGAAGAUAGAGCAUUCAUAGCACUUAGAAAUCUGAGAGAAUUAAAUCUGAGUUAUAAUGAAAUAACGUACAUUCAUAAGGAAUUAUUUGAAAAAAAUGAAAAUUUAUCGAAAUUAUUAUUAGCUAAUAAUAAUAUAGAAAAUAUAGAAGCAGGUUCAUUUGAUCAUAAAAAUAUUUCAAGUUUUGAAAUUAAGAACAAUAAUCUUAAUGGAUCAAUUGAAAGUGAAACGUUCAAAGGAAUUUUUGUCGAUAAUUUAGAUUUGAGUGGCGGUGAAUUAAGUAAAAUAGGUGAAAAAGCUUUUAGCUCCGUUGGUAAUAGCUUACUCAUAUUAAAUUUGAGUAGUAAUAGUAUUGAAACUAUUGAUAAAACGUCAUUUCAUUCACUAGAACUCCUUUUAAAGUUAGACUUGUCUUAUAACAAGUUGACUGAUAUAGAAUUUGAUACGUUCGAUCUUAAAGCUUUAACAGAAUAUUAUCUUCAAAAGAAUAAAAUUAAAAAAAUGGACAAAACUAUGUUCACACAUUUAUUUUCAUUAAAAACUUUAGAUUUAUCUCAAAAUUCAAUAUCAGAUAUAGAAAUAAAUUCAUUUUCGGAAUUAAAUAGCUUGGAGAACCUAAUUUUACACAGUAAUCAUUUAGUUAGUUCAUUAAAAGGGAACAUAUUGACUGGAUUGCAUAAUUUAAAUUUACUAGACAUAUCUCACACGGGAAUAAUGAAUUUUAAAAAUGAGUCAUUUUAUGGCACCAGUUCCACAGUUUUAAACUCUUCUCAUAGUGAUAUUGAUAUAAUUGAGUAUGAAUCUUUCAAAGGUUCCGGAAAAAUAGAAAUUAUCGACCUUUCGUUCAAUGUUUUAGAACAAUUAUGUGUUAAUACAUCACAUCUCACAUAUCUUACCAAAUUAAAUCUAAACAACAAUAAACUGGUACAUAUUACAAAUGCUACGUUCCAAAAUCUAUACGCAUUGGAAACACUACACUUAGCUUAUAAUAAUAUCAUGGAUUUAAAUUCAGACGCAUUUCAAAGUUUAUCUAAAUUGAAAUAUUUAAAUAUACAUAAUAACAAUGCUUUAGAAGUAAAAGGUCAUGUAUUAAAUAACUUAUUCUUGUCAAAAGCUUCUUUUAGGAAUAUAAGAGGAAAUUUGAAUUUUAGAGAUGUCUUGAAUACUUCUAUUACAGCGUUGGACAUAAGUUAUUGCAAUAUUAGUGACAUAAAUGAAAUAUCUGUUUUUAAAAUACAAAACCUUCUUGAAGUAGAUAUAAGUUAUAACAAAAUAACAAUGUUAGAUAAGAGUUCUUUCCGCAGUAUGCCCUUGCUUAACUCGUUAGAUUUAAGCUCUAAUAGAAUUUCUUUUAUUCAACCUGGUACAUUUCUUUCAACCGGAAUGAUUAAUACAUUAAAUUUACAAAGCAAUAACUUAUUAUCAUUACAAUUUGGAGUACUUGAUGGACUGGAAAACCUUCGUGUGUUAAAUUUAUCCAAUAAUGCAAUACGCGUCUUCGAUGUUAAUCUUCUACAUAGCACACCACAUCUUUCCCAUUUAUAUCUUGAUAAUAACAUUAUAACAAAUGUAGACUUUAAAAAGUUUUCACAAUCUAGUGUCGAGUUACUGAGUGUAGGUGGUAAUCUUCUGCCUUGUACUACUUUGAUAAGCUUAAAAAAUGAGCAUUCCGAAAGCAAUUCGAUUAAAAUUACUGCGGAAAAUUUUGAAUAUAAUUCAGAGAAUAUUCAAGGUAUAACUUGCAAAACUGAAAACUUCAGAGACGAAAUUCAAAAAGACACUAGUAAUAACACUGAGUUUAAAAAUGUUUUAAAAGAACUCCAUGAUUAUUUUAAUACUUCAAAAUUUAUGUCUGCAACAAUGAAUGAAAUAAAAAUGGAAUUAGCUAAUCAUACAGUUAUAUUAAAUGAUUUUUUAAAUAAAUCUAGGGUCCCAUUAGAUACCUUUUUAAAAUCUUUCUUAGAUGCUUAUAAAAAAAUACUAAAUAAUUCUAAUAGUCAUGGAAGUGGUAAUAUUACAGAAACUUUAAAAUCACUAACUGUUAUAUUAAAGUCGGGUAUAAAUGAUUACAGCACGCUAACUAAUAAAUAUUUAGAAGAACAAAAUAAAUUGUUAAACGCGAAAAUUAAUGUUGUAAAUGAGAAGCUUGAUUUUAAUCCGCAGACGUACAGACCUGAGCAAGUUAAGGAAGCUGUAGAUGUUAAAGUGAUAUUAUAUGUUAUAACAGCAUGCCUAGUGGUUAUAGUCUUAUUAAGUUUUGUAUCUUUAUUGAAUAAAUAUUUUUGUAAGUAUAAUAAUUUUUGUAUAAAACAAAAUCAAUCGUUUACUUCUAAUGAAUGUGGUUUAGAAAUGGGA
This is a messenger RNA of Brenthis ino (lesser marbled fritillary), 3213 nucleotides long. Lineage: Eukaryota; Metazoa; Arthropoda; Insecta; Lepidoptera; Nymphalidae. The record is from the annotation of a GenBank genome assembly.